AGCUCUGAAUGGUAGGUGGCGCAAACGUACUUAGUGUCAAGUUAUUUUGUAAACAAAACGUUUGCCAACAUCAAGGAACAUGGCUCGAAAUGCGGAAAAGGCUAUGACAACUUUGGCCCGUUGGCGUGCCGCCAAAGAAAUCGAGUCAGGAGAAAAGGACCGCAGGCCAUAUCUGGCAUCCGAGUGCCAAGACCUGCCGAAAUGUGAAAAGUAUCGUUUGGAAAUUAUACGUGAAAUUUCCAACAAAGUUGCUCAAAUACAAAAUGCCGGUCUUGGCGAGUUUCGCAUACGUGAUUUAAAUGAUGAAAUCAACAAGUUACUUAGGGAAAAGCGGCACUGGGAAAAUCAAAUAUCUGCUUUGGGAGGACCACACUAUCGUCGAUAUGGCCCGAAAAUGUUUGAUGCCGAGGGCCGUGAAGUGCCGGGCAACCGUGGGUAUAAGUACUUUGGUGCUGCCAAAGAUCUACCAGGCGUUAGAGAACUCUUUGAACAAGAACCUCCACCACCACCUCGUAAAUCCCGUGCCGAAUUAAUGAAAGAUGUCGAUGCAGAAUAUUAUGGUUAUCGUGACGAUGAUGAUGGUAUUCUAAUACCAUUGGAAGAACGCAUAGAACAAUUAGCUGUGCAAACCACAGUGCGUGAGUGGAAAGAAAAAAUGGCCAGAGAUGGUCACAUUGAUUUAGACGACGAGGAGGGAGAUGAAGACAUCUAUCCGUUAUCAAUACCUGCCAGAGAAGCUGCCGAAGAUGCCAAGAAAUCGGAGAAUUUCGAAAAAGAGGAUAAUCCUAUGGAAUUGCUGGCACCAAAAUUUACAGCUCAUGUUCCAGUACCCACGCAAAAGGAUAUCGAAGAUGCAUUGCUGAGGAAAAGAAAACAAGAAUUGCUGGAGAAAUAUGGAGGGGGUGCAGACUAUUGAAUAAUUUUGGGCGUAUUUAUAGUAGUGACCGAUUAUUUUUUUUUUUUAAUAAAAAAACAGUCUGUGUUUUUUUUAACUUUCUUAAAUUAA
This is a messenger RNA of Stomoxys calcitrans (stable fly), 1006 nucleotides long. Its product is annotated as pre-mRNA-splicing factor ISY1 homolog. Gene Ontology annotation, biological process: mRNA 3'-splice site recognition; generation of catalytic spliceosome for second transesterification step. Bases 80 to 916 code for a protein of 278 amino acids. Gene Ontology annotation, cellular component: catalytic step 2 spliceosome; post-mRNA release spliceosomal complex; Prp19 complex. The transcript is spliced from 4 exons. Lineage: Eukaryota; Metazoa; Arthropoda; Insecta; Diptera; Muscidae. The record is from RefSeq and is a predicted model, not a curated record.